This is a messenger RNA of Alternaria incomplexa, 852 nucleotides long. RefSeq lists its product as uncharacterized. NCBI's taxonomy places the organism in Eukaryota, Fungi, Ascomycota, Dothideomycetes, Pleosporales, Pleosporaceae. The transcript is spliced from 2 exons. The coding region runs from base 1 to 852 and encodes 283 amino acids. The record is from RefSeq and is a predicted model, not a curated record.
AUGACCCCAGAAACAGACUCCAGCAACCCAAAGGCACCCGAAUUGGCCGACCGACCAUCGUCCAUGGCCGCAGCAGCGUUUCUAGGAAUUGCAUGGUUCAUCUGCAUAGAGCUUAACAUCCGCCUGCUCUAUAGGGCAACACGUCGCAGCCUUUACUUCUGGAGCUGCUUGCUCUGCAGUUGGGGGCUGGUAGUCCACGGCAUCUCCAUCAUCUUGGCCAACUUCAACAAGUGGACCUCUUACUCGGCCAUCGUCUUCAUCUAUCUCUCAUGGCUCGUCUUCAUCGUCGCUCAGUCUUUUGUUCUCUACUCACGCCUCGGCCUCGUGUGGAGAAACACGAAGAAAGAUCGCUACAUUCUCUACAUGAUCACUACUAACUCGGUCAUCUUUGGCCUUACUACACGCCACCCACGCUUCAGCGCACGACUCGCGAAGGCCAACCUUAUCUGGGACAAAGUACAAGUCGCCGCUUUCUUCACCCAAGAAUCCGUCAUCGGAUUUCUAUAUAUCUGGCAAACAUCGAAGUACUUCCAGAGCCUCGAGCUCCUCGGCAAUAGUCGUCGCACCACUCGAGACAAUCUCUGCAACCUGAUCGCUGUCAACGUCCUCAUAAUCAUGCUCGAUGCCAGCGUCCUGGGCUUGGCCUAUAGCGGUCGCUUCUUCAUGCAGGGCUUCUAUAAGGUCGCUGUAUACGCUGUUAAGCUGCGGACGGAGUUCACCAUCUUGAAUCAGCUGAGGCAGGCGCUUGCGGGUGGAUCGACAGGUGCGUCGGGAUUUGCUGUGCAGACCGACCAGAGACCUAUCGUGAUGGCUCCUCUGAAGUCAAACGACGUGGUGGAGACGGUUGAAUAA